This is a messenger RNA of Brenthis ino (lesser marbled fritillary), 753 nucleotides long. NCBI's taxonomy places the organism in Eukaryota, Metazoa, Arthropoda, Insecta, Lepidoptera, Nymphalidae. The record is from the annotation of a GenBank genome assembly.
AUGUCUAAAAUUUUUACACCAACUAAUCAAAUUAGAUUAACAAAUGUCGCUAUAGUGAGGUUAAAGAAAGGUGGAAAAAGAUUUGAGAUUGCGUGCUAUAGGAAUAAGGUAUUAUCAUGGAGAAAUAAACUAGAAAAGGAUAUAGAUGAGGUAUUACAAACCCAUACUGUUUUUACUAAUGUGUCAAAAGGUCAAGUUGCAAAGAAAGAAGAUUUAGUCAAAGUCUUUGGGAAAGAUAAUCAAACAGAAAUAUGUAAAGAAAUAUUAGAAAAAGGUGAGCUUCAAGUUUCAGAUAAAGAAAGGCAUUUACAAAUAGAUUCACUUUUCAAAGAUAUAGCCACCACUGUUGCUGAUAAAUGUGUAAAUCCUGAAACGAAAAGGCCAUAUUCUGUAUCAAUCAUAGAAAAGGCAAUGAAAGACUUACAUUUCUCAGUAAAUGUUAACAAAAGCGCUAAACAACAAUCUCUUGAAGUAAUACCAUUAUUAAAAAAUGAGAUACCUCUUGAAAGAGCACAGAUGAGAGUAAGAAUUUUAUUGAGUGGAAAAGAUGCUCGUAAAAUACGAGACAAAGCUGUAAAACUAGCAAUGAAUAUUGAGGAAGAGAAUUGGGAAGCUGGCACAGCACACAUAAUAUGCUUUAUUGAUCCUGGUAGUUUCAGAAUCUUGGAUGAAAUGAUCAGAACAGAAACAAAAGGGAGUGGUCAAUUUGAAUUAUUAAAUUUAAAAGAAAUGAUUGAGGGAGAACAAGCUUUA